AUGUUCGCAAAUGUUGGAUUCAGGACAUUAAGGGUUUCUAGGGGUCCUGUAUAUGGGUCUUACAGCCAAAUCAUCAGUUUUUCGAAAAGAACCUUUUAUUCAGGUGCCAAAAAUGGGUACCAGUCAAACAAUAAUCAUGGUGAUGCCUAUAGUUCAAAUGCACAAACAGGACCAUUCACCUAUAAAACCGCAGUAGCUUUCCAGCCAAAAGAUAGAGAUGAUCAGAUAUACCAAAAACUAAGAGAUUCUAUUAGAUCACCAACAGGAGAAGACAAUUAUUUUAUUACAUCGAACAACGUCCGGGACAUUUUCGCGGGUGUCGCAGAUGGUGUUGGAGGUUGGGCUGAACAUGGAUAUGAUUCCAGUGCAAUCUCAAGGGAGUUAUGUAAAAAAAUGGACGAAAUAAGUACUGCUUUAGCAGAAUGCUCAUCCAAAGAACCGUAUUUAACUCCAAAAACAAUUCUUGGUGCUGCCUACAAAAAAAUAAAGGACGAGAAAGUUGUAAAGGUGGGUGGAACAACAGCAAUUAUGGCUCAUUUCCCACCCAAUGGAAAGUUACAAGUUGCAAACUUGGGCGAUUCUUGGUGUGGUGUCUUUAGAGACUCUAAACUUGUAUUCCAGACGAAGUUCCAAACGGUUGGAUUUAACGCACCUUAUCAGUUGUCGAUUAUUCCAGAAGAAAUGUUAAAAGAGGCUGAAAGAAGGGGUAGCAAAUAUAUUUUAAACACCCCUGCCGAUGCUGAUGAAUAUAGCUUUCAAUUAAAGAAAAACGAUAUUGUUAUAUUAGCUACCGAUGGUGUAACCGAUAAUAUUGCUGCAGAGGAUAUAGAGCUUUUUCUAAAAGAUAACUCCGCCAGAACAAAGGAUGAAUUACAGCUAUUAACUCAGGAUUUUGUGAAGAACGUUGUCAGUCUAAGCAAAGAUCCUAGUUACCCCAGUGUUUUUGCGCAAGAAAUCUCUAAAUUGACUGGUAAAAACUACAGUGGUGGGAAAGAAGACGAUAUAACUGCUGUCAUCGUAAGAGUUGAUUAA
This is a messenger RNA of Saccharomyces mikatae IFO 1815, 1032 nucleotides long. It is a transcript of the gene PTC7, whose product is annotated as type 2C protein phosphatase PTC7. Bases 1 to 1032 code for a protein of 343 amino acids. The record is from RefSeq and is a predicted model, not a curated record. The transcript is spliced from 2 exons. NCBI's taxonomy places the organism in Eukaryota, Fungi, Ascomycota, Saccharomycetes, Saccharomycetales, Saccharomycetaceae.